AUGGCCCACCUGGAAGCGCGCCACCCAAACGAAUCACACUCCACGGGACCCUUCACCUUCCUCCACCCUACAACACGCUACCUCCGCCCAGUCACCCUGAGCCGAGCCCAGCAACACCAUGACCCUGGAUCGCCCUCACCGGCCGCCGCCGGUUGGACAACAGGGGCUUCCGCCAAGGACACCCGGCAAGUCUACCACGUCUGGCGAAGCCGCGACAACAGAAAGGGCCGUCAAAGGGCAGUCAUCAUCAUGACCCAACCAAAAAUUUCUUCCCAAGGGAAAAUAGGCAAGGGUGGUGGUGGAGGUGAUGAUGAUGCUGGCGAAGAUAUUCUCCGCCCUCAGCGUGUCAGGAGCACGCUGUUGGGUCUGACGAGGCUGGCGACGCGCUUUCCGGUGUGGGAUGUCAGUUGCCUUGUUGCUGUGGCUUUUUUGCUUGGUUUGGUCCACCGUGUGUGUAUCAACGGCUGCUUCAUCUGGCUGCCCCUGGUCGCGCCGCAGAGCGAGUUUCCGCGGGAGACGGACAACGCAGAGGAGAUUUUGGCCUUCAUCGGGGCGACCAUUUUUGAGGUUGGGUCAUGGCUGAUGGUUGUAGAAGCCACCAAUGCGGAGAGGUCUGACUGCUUUGGCUGGGCAUUGGAGGCGUCGUUGGAGGACCACCGGCGGAGCCUGCGUCCCAAACAUGAAGCGUGCCGGCACCAUCACCGCGGCUGGCGCGCCCCGCUAAAGGACAGCGCGGUGGCAGCCAUGGCGGCGACGGCAAUUAACAAUGUGGCUGAACCUGGGGGGUUGGAAGAGAGGAAGGGCGACGAUGCCAAUGCGAGAUCGGAGAGGGAGCGGCGCUGGCUAUGGUGGCCAACCUGGCACGAGUUCAAGACACACUACACCAAGGAAAUUGGCUUCCUUGCGUCCUUCGUGCAGCUCCUUGGGGCUACCAUCUUCUGGAUAUCAGGCCUCACGGCCUUGCCACCCAUCUACAACGCCCUCUCGGUGCCCCUGGUGAACGGAGUCUACUGGGUUCCGCAGGUCGUUGGUGGCACGGGUUUCGUCGUGUCGAAACUCUUGUUCAUGGUUGAGGUUCAGGACAAGUGGUACAAGCCAACCCCAGAGAGGCUCAGUUGGCACAUCGGCUUCUGGAACUUGAUAGGGGGCCUCGGCUUCACUCUAUGCCCCGCCGUCGGUUUCAACUCGAAGAGUUCUCCAGCCCUCGAGUACGCUUCAGCACUGUCGACAUUUAUCGGGUCUUGGGCUUUCCUAGUCGGCUCAGUUGCGCAGUGGUAUGAAUCUCUGGACAAGUACCCCGUCCCAGUGGAACAGUCUCCUUCAUGGCUACAGUUAGGGGAGAGGGCAGUUUAA
This is a messenger RNA of Parathielavia appendiculata, 1353 nucleotides long. RefSeq lists its product as uncharacterized. The coding region runs from base 1 to 1353 and encodes 450 amino acids. The transcript is spliced from 6 exons. NCBI's taxonomy places the organism in Eukaryota, Fungi, Ascomycota, Sordariomycetes, Sordariales, Chaetomiaceae. The record is from RefSeq and is a predicted model, not a curated record.